GAUCCCCAAGAAAAUGUGUUAUUGACACUUGUCCAUGAUAAUUGUGAUAAUUGUGAGUUGCAAGACAUUUGGGGAUAACUUUGACAAUCGGCCAUAAAGAUGCUCGUGUAAAAGACCAAAAUUAAAACAUAGUGUAGCACUAUCCCUUUGAUUUCUCAAAAUUAACUACUUUCGAGUUUCAAACCAUGUGUGUAUGAAAAAUAGACUUUUGGUUUCAUUGUUCCUUCAGCCUCCUUCAGUCUAAUUCUUCUUCCUAUAAAUAGACUGCCAUCGAGGCCAAACCUUUCACCGAUUCCCAUAAAACACUCCUUUUAUCACUAUUUGCCACUUCAAUUUUUGAAACUUAAAGCAGCACACUGUAGGAGGAGCAAAUGGAGUUUACUAGAAAGAAUAAACAGCUUUUAUCUAGGAAAGCCACUAACGACGGACAUGGAGAGAAUUCACCGUAUUUUGAUGGGUGGAAAGCGUACGACAGCGACCCUUACCACCGCUCUCAGAAUCCUAAUGGGGUCAUCCAAAUGGGACUAGCUGAGAAUCAGCUUUGCUUUGAUUUGAUCAAAAAGUGGAUACUCGAAAACCCUGAUGCCUCCAUCUGCACUGCUGAAGGAGUUGAUAAGUUCAAAGAUAUUGCUAUCUACCAAGAUUAUCACGGCCUGAAAGAGUUUAUAGAGGCUCUGGCAAAGUUUAUGGGAAGGGUAGGAGGAAACACGGUCACAUUUGAUCCAAACCGUAUAGUUAUGAGCGGCGGAGCCACAGGAGCAAACGAGACGGUCAUGUUUUGCUUGGCCGACCCCGGCGACGCUUUUCUUGUACCUUCACCUUAUUAUCCAGCAUUUGCCCGGGACCUAAGAUGGCGCACUGGGUUAGAAAUAGUUCCAGUUGACUGCAAAAGCUCAAACAAUUUUCGUAUAACAAGAGCAGCCCUGGAAGAAGCCUAUGAAAAAGCUCAAAGAUCAAACAUCAAUGUCAAAGGCGUGAUCAUAGCAAACCCCUCAAACCCUUUAGGCACAAUCUUGGACAGAGAGACAAUGAGAAGCAUAGUCAGUUUUAUUAACGAACAGAACAUCCACCUUGUCUUCGAUGAAAUCUAUGCAGCUACAGUCUUCAGCUCUCCUAGAUUCAUUAGCAUUGCUGAGAUUAUACAAGAUAUGGAUUGUAACCGUGAUCUGAUUCACAUUGUUUACAGCUUGUCCAAGGACAUGGGAUUUCCUGGUUUUCGAGUUGGCAUUGUUUACUCAUUCAAUGAUGUAGUUGUGAAUUGUGCCCGCAAGAUGUCAAGUUUCGGAUUAGUCUCCUCGCAAACUCAAUACUUACUUGCUUCAAUGCUUUCUGACGAGGAUUUUGUUGGGAAUUUCCUAAGGGAAAGCUCAAAGAGGUUAGCCAAACGGCACCAUGUGUUCACCAAGGGACUCGAACAAGUGGGGAUUUCUUGUCUAAAAAGCAAUGCUGGUUUGUUUUUCUGGAUGGACAUGCGACCCCUCCUUAAAGAACAAACUGUCAAGGGAGAAAUGGAAUUGUGGCGUGUGAUUAUCGAUGAAGUGAAACUCAAUGUUUCUCCAGGUUCAUCUUUCCAAUGCUUGGAACCUGGCUGGUUCAGGGUCUGCUUUGCAAACAUGGAUGGUGAGACCGUGGAAGUAGCACUUGACAGAAUUCGAAAAUUUGUGCUUCAAGGAAAGGAAGAAGAUCAUGCGGUGCCAGAGACGUCAAAACGUUGGCAAAAGAAAAAUCUUCGCCUCAGCUUCUCUUCCUCUAGGUUAUACGACGAGAGUAUCAUGUCUCCACCCAUGAUUUCCCCUCACUCCCCGAUACCUCACUCGCCCCUCGUUCCGGCGAUGACUUGAGUAAUAAUUACAACGUAGCAUUGCAUGUCUAAUCUUCGUAGUUCAUCGUAUUCAUCUUUAAUUAGUAAUUUAAGUCAUAAAAGUUCAAUAGGAAAUUCAUUGUCAUAGAUAUCAUUUUUAAGAGAUUAUUAUGGCUCAGAUUAAUUUGGUACUUAAAUCUUUUUGGUCUGACGCCGAUUUAUUAAACCUCUUGAUUUAGAGCUUAGGUGGAGAAUAAUAAUCUUUUUCUCUAAUUAAUUUUUUCCAAAUUAUAAAGUCUAUGCUGUAUGUAAGCAUUAUUUUUGUGGAGAUAUGCAUUGUACUAGUAGUAAUUGUUCUAUUCUAGGAGUCUUAGUUUGUACCAAGAUGUUUGAUUAUAGUAAUAAUAAUAAUAAAUGUGAUUUAGGAUUCUAAUUAUUUUU
Messenger RNA from Durio zibethinus, 2242 nucleotides. RefSeq names its product 1-aminocyclopropane-1-carboxylate synthase. The record is from RefSeq and is a predicted model, not a curated record. Gene Ontology annotation, molecular function: transaminase activity; pyridoxal phosphate binding. Gene Ontology annotation, biological process: biosynthetic process; amino acid metabolic process. NCBI's taxonomy places the organism in Eukaryota, Viridiplantae, Streptophyta, Magnoliopsida, Malvales, Malvaceae.